Molecule: messenger RNA, 3000 nt
Organism: Telopea speciosissima
Lineage: Eukaryota; Viridiplantae; Streptophyta; Magnoliopsida; Proteales; Proteaceae
Product: alpha,alpha-trehalose-phosphate synthase [UDP-forming] 6-like
Exons: 3
Coding region: 200-2761 (853 amino acids)
Biological process (GO): trehalose biosynthetic process
Cellular component (GO): cytosol
Molecular function (GO): catalytic activity
Source: RefSeq, a predicted model, not a curated record
UGAAGCGUUUGGGGUCACUGAGUUCUCAUAUUUAGCUCUUGUGUUGAAGCUGGAUUGCUUUCAACAGUAGAGGAAUUCCCUCCAGGUUGUCAAUUUAAUGUGAUUCUUUCUUCCUUAUAAACAGGAAAAGCUUCUCUCUGGGUUAGAUUUUUUAUUCUGCUUUUUUGGUGUGGUGUGUGUGAAGGGUAACUAAGAAAAAAUGGUCUCGAGAUCAUACUCGAAUCUCUUGGAGCUCGCCUCCGGCGAGUCUCCGUCGUUUGGUCGUAUGAGCCGUCGACUUCCCCGUAUAAUGACGGUUGCAGGCAUAAUCUCAAACCUUGACGAUGACCCAGCUGAUAGUGUCUGCUCUGAUCCUUCUUCUUCCUCUGUACCCAGAGACCGUAUCAUCAUUGUAGCUAACCAACUUCCAAUUAAGGCUCAAAGAAAACCAGAUAAUAAGGGCUGGACUUUCAGCUGGGAUGCAGAUUCACUUCUUCUUCAGCUGAAAGAUGGUUUUGGGGAAGACGAAGUUGAGGUCCUUUACGUAGGUUGCCUUAAGGAAGACAUUCACCUCAAUGAACAGGAUGAGGUAUCUCAGAUCCUUCUUGAGAACUUCAAAUGUGUCCCAGCAUUCAUCCCACCUGAUCUCUUUAGUCGAUUCUAUCAUGGGUUCUGUAAGCAACAUCUAUGGCCUCUGUUUCAUUACAUGUUACCCCUAUCGCCAGACCUUGGUGGUCGUUUCGAUCGGUCUCUAUGGCAGGCUUAUGUCUCAGUUAAUAAAAUCUUUGCUGAUAGGAUCUUAGAAGUAAUUAACCCAGAAGAUGAUUAUGUCUGGGUUCAUGAUUAUCAUCUCAUGGUUUUGCCUACGUUCUUGAGGAAGAGGUUCAACCGGGUGAAGCUUGGAUUCUUCCUCCACAGUCCGUUUCCAUCGUCUGAGAUCUACAAGACUUUGCCUGUCAGGGAAGAACUCCUGAGAGCACUAUUAAAUUCUGACCUCAUUGGAUUCCAUACAUUCGAUUAUGCCCGUCAUUUCCUCUCAUGUUGUAGUAGGAUGCUUGGGCUCAGCUAUGAAUCCAAGAGAGGUUAUAUCGGUCUUGAGUAUUAUGGCCGAACUGUUAGUAUUAAAAUCCUUCCUGUUGGCAUCCACAUGGGUCAGCUCCAGUCAGUCUUGAGCCUUCCAGAGACCGAAUCUAAGGUUGCUGAGCUCAUUAAGCAGUUUACUGAGAGGGGAAAAACAAUGAUGCUUGGGGUUGAUGACAUGGACAUAUUCAAGGGGAUCACCUUGAAGCUCUUAGCUUUGGAGCAGUUGCUUUUGCAACACCCAGAGUGCCGUGGAAAGGUGGUUUUGGUGCAGAUAGCCAAUCCAGCUAGAGGCAGAGGAAAAGAUGUGCAAGAUGUUCAGGCAGAGACUUACUCAACUGUGAAGCGGAUUAAUGAGACAUUUGGCCAACCUGAAUAUGAACCUGUCAUCUUGAUUGAUGAACCGCUUAAGUUCUUUGAGAAAGUUGCUUAUUACGUCGUUGCUGAGUGUUGUCUGGUCACUGCUGUUAGGGAUGGGAUGAACCUCAUACCAUACGAAUACAUCAUUAGCCGUCAAGGGAAUGAGAAAUUGGAUAAUGCUGUGGGAUUGAGUCCAUCCUCCUCAAAGAAGAGCAUGCUUGUUGUAUCAGAGUUCAUUGGAUGCUCUCCUUCUCUGAGUGGUGCCAUAAGAGUUAACCCUUGGAAUAUAGAUGCGGUGGCUGAUGCAAUGGACUGUGCCUUGGCGAUGGCAGAUUCUGAGAAGCAACUCCGACAUGAAAAACAUUAUAAGUAUGUCAGUACUCAUGAUGUAGGGUAUUGGGCACAUAGCUUCCUACAAGAUUUGGAGAGGACAUGUAAGGAUCAUGUAAGGCGGAGAUGUUGGGGUAUUGGAUUUGGGUUGGGGUUUAGGGUCGUGGCCCUUGAUCCAAACUUCAGGAAGCUUUCAAUGGAGCACAUUGUGUCUGCCUAUAGAAGAGCUAGAACUAGAGCUAUUCUUCUUGACUAUGACGGUACUCUGAUGCCUCAGGCUUCCAUAGAUAAGAGCCCAAGCUCUAGAUCCAUUGACAUCUUAAACAGCUUGUGUAGAGAUAAGAACAAUGUCGUCUUUCUUGUCAGUGCUAGAAGCCGGCAGACUCUGAGUGAGUGGUUUUCUCCUUGUGAGAAGCUGGGAAUCGCGGCCGAGCAUGGCUACUUCCUCAGGCUGAGCCGAGAUGCAGAGUGGGAAACAUGUGUACCAGUGGCUGAUUGUAGUUGGAAGCAGAUUGCAGAACCUGUCAUGAAGCUGUACACUGAAACAACUGAUGGUUCAACAAUUGAAGACAAGGAAACAGGGUUGGUGUGGAGCUAUGAGGAUGCCGAUCCUGAUUUUGGAUCUUGCCAAGCCAAGGAACUUCUUGAUCAUCUCGAGAGUGUCCUUGCUAAUGAACCAGUGUCUGUGAAGAGUGGGCAGAAUAUGGUAGAGGUUAAGCCACAGGGUGUGAGCAAGGGGCUUGUGGCAGAACGUUUACUUUCCACCAUGCAGGAUAAAGGAAUGGUUCCGGAUUUUGUUCUCUGCAUAGGUGAUGAUCGAUCUGAUGAAGACAUGUUUGAGGUGAUUACUAGAAAUAUGGCUGGAUCCUCUUUAGCCCCAAUAGCGCAAGUUUUUGCGUGUACUGUUGGUCGCAAGCCCAGUAAGGCCAAGUAUUAUUUGGAUGAUACGGGAGAAAUUGUUAGAUUGAUGCAGGGGUUGGCCUCUGUAUCUGAUCAAGCAUUGGUUUCAUAACACUACAAAUCCCCAGAAGAGAAACCAAGAUGCAUUGAUUCUUCUUCUAGUCACUGCCAACUUGAAGUUGGGUAGUUGAAUCAUCUUUCCAUUUUUCUGUGCAUCUCACUUCUUGUAAAUUGUAGUGUUAACAAGAGAAGCUGUAUCUUUGAGUUCUUCACUAGUGUUUGAAUUCAUCCAAUAGCACCUCUGUAAAUAGAUGUUCAUAUUAUAAAUCACAAGUGUGUUCUUUUUGUUGG